AUGAGCUCCUGCUUGGUUUGUGGACCUUUCCACUCGUCUACAGAUGUCUCCACCGUGGAGAAAGGGGAACCAACCGCCAUUUCAGCAGACGCGGAGGUCCUGCAGGAUAUCCAGACCUUGCGAGAAAUGUUGACGAAAAAGGUGCACAUGAUGGACACGGUCAAAAUGCACCAGAAUGCUAUGGAGGUGGUAAUGAAAGAACUGGGCGAACAAGUCGAGACCGCCAGGUAUGCGCUUGAUGAUCUUUCGAGCAAGUUUCAGCCUUCAAGUGACGCGGAGAAGGCGUCCGAGAUAUUGACGAUGGAAGUCCGUGACCAGGCCAUCGAUUCGCCUGUGAGAGCCGGUGCGCCAUCGCGUUCAUCUGAACAAGAGGCCAUUGCGGAGCUGGAGGAGGAAAAGGCGGAGAAGACCUCGACCGAAAGCCCGCAGUCCGAUGAGCAGAGCGGGGGACAACCAGGAACUUUGCUGUCGAAGCUGCAGUCUCAAAUCAAGACUCCGGUGGCCAGCAUGCCAUCUUGCAAAGAUGGUGUGUACCAGUUCAUCAAGGCUUGGUGCAGGAUGCUGGUUGAUGAGAAAGGGCGUAUCGGGCGAUGGUUCGAGGGAAUUGUCUGCGUGGUGAUCAUCGUAAACUCCAUUUUGAUCGGCGUCGAGUCAGAAGUUGCACUGACCCGAGAUACCAGCAGCUGGGCAAGGCCUUUGGAGGUCACGUUCUUGACCAUCUACACGGUGGAGCUCGCGGUGCGUCUGGUUGCCAAGGGGCAGAAGUGCUUCUAUGACCGAUGGUUUCAGUUUGACUUCGUCUUGGUCGUUAUCACUCUGCUGGGCCAAAUCAUCGCCGCCUUUUCGGAGCCGGUCGCGCAAGCCAUGCAGCAGGUCCUGGUCUUGAGAGCGCUCCGUUUAUUGCGCCUCGUCCGGGCAUUCAAGAUGGUCAAACAACUUCGUACGAUUUGGCGCUUGGUCUACGGACUAAUUACCUCCGGUGAAACCAUGUUUUCCGUUCUCGGUCUUCUGGUGCUCGUGAUCUAUGUCUUUGCUGUGAUCAGUCUCGAGGCGAUUGCCAGAGAUGCGGACCUCCUGGCAAAUGAGGAGACGAAGGUCAUCGUCGAGACCCAUUUUAGUUCUUUGUAUGUCGCGAUGGUCAGUCUCACUCAGUUUGUCACCUCGGAUUCAAUCGCGGCAAUAUAUUUGCCGCUGAUGAAGAUAAAGCCUUUUCUGGGGGUGUACUUUAUGCUGCUGAUGAUCAUGGUAUCGAUAUCCCUUAUGAACUUGGUGACGGCGGUGAUCGUGGAGGGAGCCUUGGAGCAUGCGCGCCAGGACAGAGAGGAAGAACAGAAGCUCCUCACGGCCACCGCCAAAGACAUGCUCACCGAGAUUUCUGGCCUGUUCCAGGGCCUGGACCAGGAUGGCAACGACAUGGUAACAAAGGAGGAGGUUCAACGAGCCGAACACGAGAAGAAGGUGGUAGUGCCUGAUUACAUCUUGGACAAGGCUUCCGUUGACAGUAUGGCAGAACUCUUCUCAAAGUUGGAUGUGGACGAGUCUGGUAUCCUUACACGCGAGGAGUUCACCGAAGGGCUGCUGAAUAUCUUUUUGUUGGAUAUCCCCGUGGCAGACAUGCAGAUCAUGAAAAUGGUGCGCCUGCUGCGAACUGGAGCCACUCGCAAAGAACAGUCGUAG
Molecule: messenger RNA, 1677 nt
Organism: Symbiodinium sp. CCMP2592
Lineage: Eukaryota; Dinophyceae; Suessiales; Symbiodiniaceae
Source: the annotation of a GenBank genome assembly